Messenger RNA from Schizophyllum commune H4-8, 1200 nucleotides. Its product is annotated as RNA-binding domain-containing protein. Gene Ontology annotation, biological process: mRNA splicing, via spliceosome. Lineage: Eukaryota; Fungi; Basidiomycota; Agaricomycetes; Agaricales; Schizophyllaceae. Gene Ontology annotation, molecular function: mRNA binding; U1 snRNA binding. The record is from RefSeq and is a predicted model, not a curated record. The coding region runs from base 1 to 1200 and encodes 399 amino acids. Gene Ontology annotation, cellular component: precatalytic spliceosome; U1 snRNP; U2-type prespliceosome. The transcript is spliced from 4 exons.
AUGCCUGGUACCCAUCUCCUCCCCCCGAAUCUUCUCAAACUCUUUGCGCCGCGCCCGCCGCUCCCCUACCAGCGCCCGCUCGACCGCGACAUUGACCGCGUCAGGCCGAAAAAUGUCCACGGCGUCGGCGAGAUACUCCAGCGCCUGAGGGUCGAGGAGGCCUCCAAGCCGCACGACGAAAACAUGGAAGAGGGCGAGGAGCCCAACUUCACGCUCGCCGAGGAGGUCAAGCGCCAGAUACGCAGAGAGGAGCGCAAGAAGAAGAAGACGGAGGACUUCCAGCGCGCAAAGGACACUUACAAGCCCGCCGACGACCCCGAGGCGGUUGGCGACCCGUACAAGACGCUUUUCAUUUCUCGACUACACAAAAACGCGACUGAGAGCGAUUUGAGACGCGAAUUCGAGAGCUACGGCAUGAUCGAGCGCGUCAGGAUAGUGCGCGACAAGCAGGGCAGGAGCCGAGGCUACGCUUUCAUCGUGUAUGAGCGCGAACGCGACAUGAAAACCGCUUACAAGGAGUCGGACGGGCUUGUGAUUCUCGGCAAGCGAAUUCUCGUUGACGUAGAGCGUGGACGGACAGUGCGCGGGUGGAAACCUAGGCGUCUGGGCGGUGGACUUGGGGGACGGCCAAAGAAAGUCGAAGCAGCACCCCCACCCUUCGCAGGUCCGCCGAGUCGUGGAGGCUUCCGUGGCGGCUUCGGCGGCGGUGGCGGGUUCAGAGGCGGAGGGGGUGGUUUCCGCGGUCGUGGAGGCGGCGGAGGAUUCAGGGGUGGAGGUGGUGGUGGCUUCAGAGGUGGGCAUGAUGAUGGCCCACGCCCAAUGGACAGCGGCUAUGGCGGUCGUGGUGGCCGCGGGGGCUUCAGGGGUCGCGACGACGGUGGAUUCCGGUACGUCGCUCAACCUUCGAAGUAUCGAGCUCGUGCUCACGAUCGCAGUGGGGGUCGCGGUGGCGGCAUCGGCUAUGGCGGCGGAGGUGGGUUCGGUGGGCCUCCUGACGGUUUCGGCGGUCCUCCAGGUGGCGCGCCGGGCGGUUUUGGUGGGCCCCCGGGUGGCGGCUACGGCGGCGGCGGCGGCGGUGGGUAUGGGCCGCCCAAUGGUGGCGGCUUCGGCCCGCCUGGUGGCGGCUUCGGCGGAGGCGGCUUCAAGCGCGAGGCGCCUGGUGGGUAUGAUGACAGGGACGCUAAACGCCCUAGGUAUUAG